This is a messenger RNA of Kluyveromyces marxianus DMKU3-1042, 462 nucleotides long. It is a transcript of the gene GIM5, whose product is annotated as Gim5p. The record is from RefSeq and is a predicted model, not a curated record. Gene Ontology annotation, biological process: protein folding; regulation of DNA-templated transcription. Bases 1 to 462 code for a protein of 153 amino acids. Gene Ontology annotation, cellular component: cytoplasm; prefoldin complex. The transcript is spliced from 2 exons. NCBI's taxonomy places the organism in Eukaryota, Fungi, Ascomycota, Saccharomycetes, Saccharomycetales, Saccharomycetaceae.
AUGUCUCAAAAAAUUGAUCUAACACAAUUGAACCCAGAACAGCUAUCUGCUGUGAAGCAGCAGAUAGAUCAAGAGCUACAACAUUUCUCACAAUCCCUACAAGCACUUAACAUGGCUCGCUCGAAGUUUAAAGAAUGCAUAGAAGACAUUAAGACCGUAAGCAGAGAAGAAAAUGCAAACCAAAAGCUACUAGUACCACUCUCCGGCUCCUUAUACGUCACAGGAAAGAUCAAGGAUAACAAGAAAUUUAUGGUAGAUGUUGGUACUGGCUACUAUGUCGACAAAUCUGCGGAGGAAGCCAUUGAGUUCUAUCAAAAGAAAGUAGAGAAGUUAAACAAAGAAUCCAUUCAAAUCCAGGAUAUUAUUAAAGAAAAGAAUCAAUCAUCCAUAGCAAUUGAGAACCAGUUGAGAGUAGCAGCCAUCAAACAACAUGAACAAAUGGCUGCUGCUCAGAAGUCAUAG